GUCCAUGCAAAGCACCUGCAGUUGGUUGACAGUUGCUCACUUUCAUUUCAUUUCAAGUUUUCAACCCCAGGCAGAGCGCGGAUAGAAAAGUAGAAACUGCCCGCCAAUGGACAUGGACUCGUUUAUCGUUCUCCUCUUCCUCUCUCUUGCGAGAGCGGAGGCGGCGAGCCUCGGCGUUGGUAGAGAAGGUAGGGCUGGGGGAGCGGUUCUUCUUCCGCUCAGGCUGCAGCAGGUGGCGGCCCCGCCGCGAGCGCCGGCGAACCGGCUGCGGUUCCGCCACAAUGUGAGCCUGACGGUGUCGGUGGCUGUCGGCACGCCGCCGCAGAACGUCACGAUGGUGCUCGACACGGGCAGCGAGCUCUCCUGGCUGCUCUGCAACGGGAGCUCCGUGUCGCCGCCUGCGCCGUUCAAUUCGUCAGCUUCUUUGACGUACGGCGCGGUCGCCUGCUCGUCGCCGGCGUGCGUGUGGCGCGGACGUGACCUGCCCGUCCGCCCGUUCUGUGACGCGCCGCCGUCCACCGCCUGCCGCGUCUCCAUCUCCUACGCAGACGCCUCCUCGGCCGACGGCCUCCUGGUUGCCGACACUUUCGUCCUCGGAGCCCAGGCCGUGCCCGUCCUGUUCGGCUGCAUCACCUCCUAUUCCUCCAGCACGGCCACCAACAACAAUGCCACGGACCCGUCGGAGGCGGCGACCGGCCUCCUCGGCAUGAACCGUGGCAGCCUGUCCUUCGUGACGCAGACGGCGACCCUCCGCUUCGCCUACUGUAUCGCCCCCGGCGAAGAACCCGGCAUCCUCCUCCUCGGCGGCGACGGCGGCUCGGCCCCGCCACUUAACUACACGCCGCUGAUAGAGAUCUCCCAGCCGCUGCCGUACUUCGACAGGGUGGCCUACUCCGUGCAGCUGGAGGGCAUCCGCGUGGGGCGCGCCCUUCUCGCCAUCCCCAAGUCCGUGCUCACGCCGGACCACACGGGCGCCGGGCAGACAAUGGUGGACUCCGGCACGCAGUUCACCUUCCUCCUGGCCGACGCCUACGCGGCGCUCAAGGGCGAAUUCCUGAACCAGACGCGGUCGCUGCUCGCCCCGCUCGGCGAGCCGGGCUUCGUGUUCCAGAGCGCGUUCGACGCGUGCUUCCGCGGGCCGGAGGAGCGAGUGUCGGCGGCAAGCCGGCUUCUCCCCGAGGUGGGCCUGGUACUCCGCGGCGCGGAGGUGGCCGUGGCCGGGGAGAAGCUCCUGUACAGUGUACCCGGCGAGCGGCGCGGGGAGGAGGGGGAGGAGGCUGUGUGGUGCCUGACGUUCGGGAACUCGGACAUGGCGGGCAUGUCGGCGUACGUGAUCGGGCACCACCACCAGCAGGACGUGUGGGUGGAGUACGACCUUCAGAACGGCCGGGUCGGCUUCGCGCCGGCGCGCUGUGAGCUCGCCACCAAGCGCCUCGGCGCCCAAGUGUAGUUCUUGUCUAGUGGCAUUGCGUCAGUCAAUGUGUAGUCGUCGUGUAAAAGUACAGCGAAAUACUAGCGGCAGCGGCAGUGGCAGGGCACGUAUCGUUAGCAGAGGGCGAGUAUUAGAGACGGUCACUCUCCGAUCACCUGCUGCUGCCAGUGGUGAACUACUGGUUAUUUACGAACUUCAUUGUUGUAUUGUUAUGCGAAUACAUAUACGAGCGUGUAUCUUAAAAGACAAGAUACCAAUUACACCCCUUGUACCUAUAUAUAUGUGCCUAGUGCAUGAUCAAUGAUAUAU
This is a messenger RNA of Triticum aestivum (bread wheat), 1741 nucleotides long. Its product is annotated as aspartic proteinase PCS1-like. NCBI's taxonomy places the organism in Eukaryota, Viridiplantae, Streptophyta, Magnoliopsida, Poales, Poaceae. Gene Ontology annotation, biological process: proteolysis. The transcript has a single exon. The coding region runs from base 107 to 1450 and encodes 447 amino acids. Gene Ontology annotation, molecular function: aspartic-type endopeptidase activity. The record is from RefSeq and is a predicted model, not a curated record.